CGCCUCCAGAUCUCGCGAUGUUUGAGCGUCUCUCACCCAUUGGAUUUAACUCAACUCUCGCGAUGUCUCGGCCUCUUCCUUGGCCGUCGUUACAGAGAGACAAAGGCCAUGUUCAGUACCAGCGCCAAAAUAGUGAAGCCUAAUGGCGAAAAGCCAGACGAGUUCGAGUCUGGGAUCUCCCAGGCUCUGCUGGAGCUGGAGAUGAACUCUGACCUGAAGGCUCAGCUGAGAGAGCUGAACAUCACUGCAGCAAAGGUAAGAGUUACACACUCGUCUCCUUCUACAGAUUAUAUUUCAUAUAUAUUAAUCACAAUAGUGAAACUGAAGUUAACGUCUGUCCUCGUCUUUCAGGUGGAGACCUUCUCUGGUGUCUACAAGAAGCUCACAGGCAAAGAUGUCGUGUUUGAAUUCCCUGAAUUCCAGCUGUAAAUGCAGAUGACAAAAUAAAUUUGUUUACUGUCCA
Molecule: messenger RNA, 463 nt
Organism: Paralichthys olivaceus (Japanese flounder)
Lineage: Eukaryota; Metazoa; Chordata; Actinopteri; Pleuronectiformes; Paralichthyidae
Source: RefSeq, a predicted model, not a curated record